UUGAGUACACUGAGACAAUUCAACAGUCGUCCUGGUUCACGUUAGGAGGAAACCUUUAAGUUCCUCAAGUCAGCUUCUGAUUAGCUGGACUGUGGUGCAUACGUUGACUUCAUGCAGCUAGCACCAACAGCUUGAUUGAUCAGCCCAUUCGCUGGGAGAGUAGGCCGUGGGGGCAUUGACCCUUGGAACACACUUGAGGCAGACUACAGGUGGGUAUGUAGAUGGUGGGUGGGUAGGUGGUGGGUGAGUGAGUAGGUGGCUAGAUGGUGGGUGGGUAGAUGGUGCAGUGAUCAUAGGUUAUGUGAAGGGGGUUCUGGGGGCACCGCCCCCCUGCAGCCAGGUCCCAGAUCAGGCCUCCCUGUUGGCGUAAUCAAUGAAGUUGUUAGUAUUAGCCGCUGGUAAUUCAGUGUAUAGAUGCGUCACAACGCAGCUGAUUAGGAACUUGAGGAACUUAUCAAGUUCCUUCUUAAAGACGGUCACCAGUCUCUUGGUAAUGAGUUAUAUAUAAAAUAAGUGUAUUGGAAAGUCUUGGCCCCAAGUGUUGGAACCAGUGAGAGAAUCACGUUAGACCGUCUAUCAUUAUACUCAUAAGUUGUGUCUAUCGUUCCUUCAAAGCUUCGUCUCUUCUUACAGCAAGUGAUUUUACACAUAUUAAGGUGAACACUGUUUUAAGCUUUGGUACUGACGUAAAUACAGGAAGAAUCUUAAGGAAAAAGUGUGUAAGGAAUGUGGAAAGUCAAUGGCAUGACUUGAACUCUUAAAAGUCCUCGUGUUGUACCUUUUAUAGUGAUUGUGAUGUACCUUUUAUAGUGUUUGUGAUGUACCUUUUAUAGUGUUUGUGAUGUACCUUUUAUAGUGUUUGUGAUGUACCUUUUAUAGUGUUUGUGAUGUACCUUUUAUAGUGAUUGUGUUGGACUAUGUGCUUGUGCUACAGAAACUACGAGAUGUGAGUGUGAUGGAGAGUUGUUGUAUUAGCGAGUGUUAUGAUGGAGUUGAGGCGUCAGGAAGGUGUGUACACCAGAGCCGAGGAGAUAAUAAUAAUGGUAACUGGUCAGAUGGUAGAUAAGUGGUGGAUGGUGACCACCUGUCAGGGAACACCUUGAAACUCUUCACCACUUGAGUCUUACCAGUGGUGGCUUGGCCCUGGCCCUCUAUUGGGCCACUGGUGCCACCAUCUGUGUCAGGAGACACCAUCUCUGCCACCAUACGUCAGUAUUUCUUUCUUGCUGCACUUGUAUGACCAGCAGCAGCAGCUGGUUGAUGUUCCCUGACGUAUCAUCCAAGACCAGCUGUGCGGGGUGUCUGGCCACCUGUGCGAGGUGUCUGGCCAGCUGUCUUAGAUGAAGGUGCCAGAAUGGCUACUGAGGCUGCGGAAAGGCGCUACCACCGCACCUGUCUCAGGAGUGAAGAAGACACACACUGGUGGAGGUGAUGGUGAAGUAGAGCCUCCAGGUUCCUCCAUCAGCACUCCAAUACUCCUUCACUCCACCAGUCACCUGUUGCAGCCAGUGGUGAGAACAGGUGGCAGAGGCAACAACAGGUGCUCACCCAACAGCAGCACAUGUGUCAGUACUCCAGUAUUGCCAUACUUGUCUGUCAGCAAGUCUGCCAGGGCUUCGCCUCCGUCCAGUUCCGUCUCCUUCCAUGGAGAGCUCAGGGACAGUCAUGCGUGUGGAGAGCCCUACGUUUUCCACCGCAAUACUGCUGCUCGCCUCAGUCUGGCUAGCAGUAACAGGAGCAGUAACAGAAGCAGCAACAGGAGUACUACAUUGAGUCAGAGUAGCAGUAAUUCAGUGUCGUACACUCCUAACAGGACCCUUGAAGCUAACAGCAAGAAAGUGAAGGGAAACUCACACACCUACACACGUUCUGGACAAGAUGUGCCUAUCAGUAGCAGCAGCAGCAGCAGCAAGACCAAGAACCAGGGAUUAAGAAAGCUCCUGAGGAGUAACAGUGUUAGAGAGAGACGUAACUGUGCUGGUAUGGGCACCAACUCUGACUUGUGCCACACAAACAACACAGUGAAUGCAUGCUUGGAUCCCCCAGCACUUGUAAAUAUAAGGAGACCGAACAGUGCCACAGAGGAUAUAGUUGUGGGUGGACGCCAGCCAGGAAGUAUGAGAGAUCCGUCAGUGUCCUCACAUGGUGCUCUGCUGCAUCACAACAACCUUCCCAGAGAAGCUCUGAGGAAGAAAUCCUCAAAGCAGAAAGACUCGCUCUCAUCUUCGUUCCGGUUCUUCCGAAGACCCGAGGGAAUACAAGUUAGGAAGCGCCAAGAUAAUAAUGUGGAUGUUGAUGACAGCUACUCUAGAGAGCCACUCCAGCAUGUUUCAACCCCAUCUUUAGCACCAAAGCUGGUACAUGACACAAAAGUCCUCGACAUAAUGAAACUCAACAAUAGCAGGAAGCAGCCACAGAAUAACAAUGAAAAUGCCCGGGGAAUGUGCAGGUUUUCCGGACUUCUCACAGAGUCCACUAAAGCAGUUGAGAGGAAUCGCUCAUUUCGUGUUUUAAGAAGUGUAAACAUCACUCCAGCGGAGCAUCAAACAUGCAUCACUUCAAAUGAUGAUAAACAAAAAAAUGCCAGAGUUCUUGAAUUUGGAGGUCAGCCAGGCAGGAAGAGAGGUGCCAAGAAGCAGAAAUUUAAGACCAGCCAGCAGUGUAAAUGCAGAGACAACAGCAACAACUGCAACAGAUGUAAAGAUUAUAAACAGAAUUACAGUGAGGUUCUUCCUCACAGCUCAGCUUACGAAGACAACUUAACGAAACAGGUGGAGAAUAAAGAGAGCAGAGCUUAUACUGAAGACAAGCAGAGAGAUGUUAAUGAGGGUGAGAGAGAGACAUCUUCGUGUUGUAACGAGAGGAGGCCAUCAGUGCGAGAAGUAUUAGAGAAUUAUGAACAGCUCUACAUUGCUAGACGUGACCGACCCACAGCACUCUACAUACCAGUUGAAAGAAUCAGAGAAGCAGCUGAUGGGAAGAAUGCACCAGAUGUCAAGGAAUACCUACUGGAAUAUGAUGAGCCAGGAAGACCUAUUUCUGUAGGUGCAGAAGACUCCUUGGAGAGUCUUGCAAGGAGGAGUCCCAACUUGUCACGCAAGAGAAACUUGUCACCAGCCACAGUGGAGAUGAACAAGGCACACAAACCUUGUUGUGUGUCUGGUGAGAGUCAACUUGCUACAAAUUCACGAAGUAAAUCCCAGAACAAGGGUGACCAUAGAAGUCGCCAGUUAUCGACAAGAGAAGAAGAACCAGGAGUUUAUUCUAAACCACUUACAUCUAAAAUUAUUAACCAGGCAGUAAAAGGUGGCCAGGCAUGCCCAGAGGUCAUGAGCAGUGACCAGGCACACCUGGAGAAGCUGUAUAACCCACUGGUGGAGGUCAUGGGAAGUGGCCAGGUACACCUGGAGGUCAUGAGAGGUGGGCAGGCACACCUGCAGGUCAUGGGAGGUGACCAGGCACAUCUGGAGGUCAUGGGAGGUGGGCAGGCACACCUGGAGAUCAUGGGAGGUGGGCAGGCACACCUGAAGGUCAUGGGAGGUGACCAGACACACCUGGAGGAGCUGUAUGAUCCACUGGAGGAGGUCAUGAGAGCCCUAGAAGAGAAGACAAAACCAUCAGUAACAAGGAAAGACUCCAGUGAUGACGACUUUGUGGAUCUGGAUGAGAUUUUAGUAGACUACGACUUUCCAGAAGUAACGACCAGUACUGCCACAAUACUCAGAGGUGAGGAUGACAACUUGGAGUGUGGAUUGAGUUACCUGCCAUCAACUGGAUCUUCAGCGGUGCUGCGGUCUGCCACACCGCCACCGCCACUGCCACUGCCACCUCUUUCCAUCACCACCAUGAGCGGCAGUUGUAGUGCGCCUGCUGCCACUCAGCCCACUGCCACAGUCAUCAACACACACCCACCUGCCCUUCCUCUCAACAGACAACACUCCUUCCUGCCUCAUCCUCUUAACAUUACACAUACACAGGAAAAUGGUGGAGGUGGAGGAGGGGGAGGAUCAGGACCACGCCUGGGGUCACCCGACCGCUCAGAGAAGAGCAUUAAGGUGCACGUCAACUCCUCCUUCAACGUAGUCAAGUUUGGCGAAGGAACGGACUUGAAGGAACCAAGUCUUAAGACUAUCAUAAAUGUAGUGAUCAGCAGACAAGCUCCUGGACCUCGACUGUACGAGGGAAUGUUUGCUGUUAGACUACACAACACUAUUACCAGGGAAGUGCACUGGUUACACCAGGACCUGACCAUGUACCAGGUGGAAGAAAAAUAUCCAGAAUUCCUGAGUGAAGACUGGAAGUUUGAACUUCGGGUUCGGUAUAUCCUCUCCGACCUCCACCAGCUCUAUGAGAAGGACCGUGACACCUUCUGCUACUAUUAUGAACAGGUUAAGAACGACUACCUGGAAGACGAGAGUCGAGCCAACGAAGGGAUCGACCAGGAUAUUGCCACUCAGCUCGCUUGUAUAGAAAUCAAGCGACUGUUUAAGGACGUGUCUAGCAGCACCCUGGAGAAGAAGUCCAACUUUGAGUACCUGGAGAAGGAAGUCGGCUUCCACAAGUUCCUGCCAUCGUCGGUGCUCAACUCCAUGAAGGCCAAAACCUUGCGCAAGGCUCUGCAGACACACAUCAAGAAGUACGGUCAACUCUCCGAGUCGGAGUGUUACUUUAAGUUCCUGGAGUUGUUAAGCAAGGUCAGGAAGUAUGACCAGGAGUCGUUCCGCUGUGCGCUUGGGUCUGGCUGGUCGAUACCUGUGACCCUGGUGGUGGGACCAUCAGUGGGCAUCUCUUAUGUGACAGACUCGGCCAGCAAGCCUCAACACAUGGCAAGUUUUGAGCAAGUGCAGAAUGUUGACACACUGACCACUGACUGUGCCGUCCACCGCAAGGCUCUUGUCCAGCUCAAGGUAGCAGGAACGGCAGAAGCCCUGAGCGUCACCUGUCCCAGCAUCGCCAGUGCCGAGAGUCUUGCUGACCUUAUAGAUGGAUAUUGUCGCCUAGUCAACAACACCCGCACCUCCCUCUGGAACACUAAGGUUCAUGUUUGGAAGUCUUUACCUUGCCCGUGCCAGAUGUCACAAGAAGUGAGCGGGUCCGGCAGCGGGAGCUCUCGACACAGCUCCGAGACCGGGAGAGAUACCAAGAGAGGCGGUGGUGGUGGCGCCUCGGAAGACUAUGCUGAAAUUGUUGAUGACGAGGGUGACUACUCUACUCCUGCGACCAAAGAUUACGAGCUGGAGCGUUCAAGUAUAGACAUCGGAGAAAUCAUCGGGGAGGGUCAGUUCGGUGAUGUUCACACUGGGGUGUAUCACUCACGGGACGACUCUACGGUGCUGGUUGCCAUCAAGACCUGUAAAGUAGAGUCAGAAGGAACCAUGGCAGAGAAGUUCUUAGAGGAAGCUUAUAUCAUGCAGCAGUUUGAUCAUCCCCACAUCAUCAAACUCAUUGGUAUUUGCUCUGGGUGGCCGUUUUGGAUCGUGAUGGAGCUGGCGCGUUUUGGAGAAAUGAGAGCUUACCUGCAGAACAACAAAGACCGCCUCAACCUGGCCACUCUGGUGCUCUACGCCUUCCAGCUCUCCACAGCGCUCUCUUACUUGGAAAGCAAAAAAUUUGUUCACAGAGACAUUGCUGCCAGGAACGUGUUGGUGUACUCUCACGACUGCGUCAAACUGGCCGACUUUGGUUUAUCACGGUGGGUGGAGGAACAGAGCUAUUAUAAGGCCAGCAAGGGUAAGCUUCCCAUCAAGUGGAUGGCACCAGAAAGCAUCAACUUUAGGAGAUUCACCAGUGCUAGUGAUGUCUGGAUGUUUGGUGUGUGUAUGUGGGAAAUAUUAAUGCUGGGAGUGAAACCUUUCCAAGGCAUCAAGAAUAACGAUGUCUUAAAGAGAAUUGACAAUGGAGAGCGUCUGGCCCUCCCUCCGAACUGUCCGCCACGUCUCUACUCCCUCAUGUCCCUGUGCUGGACGUAUGAACCGUCAAAACGACCUUUAUUCAAAGAGAUCAAGGAAGUUUUAAGCGAGAUCCUCAGAGAAGAAAGAAUGCAGCAGCACGAGACAAUGCGGCGAGAAAACCGUCGAGUUCAAGGCAUGUCUUGGGGUUCAGAUGAGCCGCCGCCUAAGCCAGCUCGAGUGCCGAUGAUGGCUGGAGGCCGAGGACACACUUCAACACCUCCACCACCCUCCGGUCUAGGGUCACCGCCCCUCUACGCCCCCUCGCAGGUCAGUAGCAGUGGUCCGACCACCUACAUCGUCGCCCAGACCCCAGAGGUGCUGAGUCAGCUGUUGCGAGACGACCACAACCGGGCUGCCAACGCUCCCGGCUCGUACAUAUCCCCGGCCUCUGUCCUCAACACCCUGCCGGUCGAUUUUGUCAACACGCCGCGCUCCCCCCCUGCCGUUGCCGCCACUCAGUCUAACCCCCAUUCCCCAUUCUCUACGUUAUCUCACCCCCAGUCAUCUCAUACCAUGCCAUCGCAUCACAGCGGUGGCCACUACUCUCCCCACUCAACUCUCUCUGCCCCUCACUCACCCCUGGGCUCCCCUUCGGGGGCAUCCACAAGGCGCCGGGGCGGCCGAGGGGGCACGCUGGAGCGCGGGGCAUCGGCAGCUGCGGGGGGAGGCUGGGGAGGAGCCAGUGAGGGCGGCUCUGGCUCGCCGUCGCCGGUGCCGUUCUCGCCACCAUCAACACUAGUCAAGCGUCAGGGAAGUCAGCACAGCAAUACAGGCGAUUGGUUGAGUGGCGCAGGCAGCCUAGGAGGACCAAGCAGUAUGGGUGGCUCAGGACUGCCUGCAGACGUGGCCGAGCUACAACACAAGUUGCUGGAACAACGACUCAGACAGCAACAGAGACAGACAGAGGAAGACAAUCGCUGGCUCACACAUGAAGAAAACAAUAUGAGAAAGCGCAUGUCCCUUGCCAUGAGCGCCUCUGACAAGUCCGACUCAGACAGUGACUCCCCUGGCACCUACCACCCACCGUCCUCACCUUCACCUGCGCCAACACAGGACCACAGAGAGAGAUCGCCCACUCCACUCUCCAAUGGUUCUGGCUCGGUGCCAGAAGAACCAAAGAUCGUCGUCAAGCAAGUUGAACCGACUCCAACCGCCGACCUGGACCGCAGCAACGACAAGGUUUAUGAGUCGACGAUUCACGUGGUGAAAGCCAUAACGGCGCUGACACACGACGUGAAGGAAGGUCACACCCAGCACUACCUUGACCAUGUCAAGAAGGUCGGAUUAGAGUUAAGAGAUCUUCUAGGAACAGUCGACACUCUCAUCUCUACCAUCCCUCCAGCAUCACACAGAGAGGUGGAGUUGGCACACAAGGUUCUCUCCAAGGACAUGACCGACCUGGUUCAAGCAUACAAACUGGCGCAGAAGUACAGCAACACCACCCUGGAUGAGGAGUACCGCAAGCAGUUGCUUGCAGCGGCACACGUGUUGGCGAUGGACUCCAAGAACCUCCUUGAUGUGAUAGAUGGGGUCAGAGUGAGGCACAACAUGGCAGCAUUUUUGCCAAAUAAACAUUCCGCUGUGUGAUUCAUUAGAAGUAGUCGCCGCUCGGGUACUUCCCGACCGUGUCUUAAACACAGUGCGAGGAAAACUGGUCGUUGGCACAGAGGAGCUCCUCAGGCACAUGACAGACACUGUGUACCAAAGACUUGUCGCUACCGGCCAGGCUCCCAUCAACCAUUCAUUGGAUACAGCGUCACUGAGGACUGGUCGUUGGCGCCCCCACUUUCCGUGGAUGUGCGUUGGAGAAAGUGCACCCAGGAUUGGUCGCUGGCACCUCGACACACUCCAGACGUGCACUGGAUAAAGUGCACCCAAGACUGGUCAUUGGCACCCCAACACUUUCGUGAUGUGCACUGGAUAAAGCGCACGAAGGACUGACUGUAAACCAAUGCUCAUUACAAUUUGAUUUUUACAUUUGCAAAUAAUGUACUUGAAGUGACCUUUGUGCAUUCUGAUGCAAGUGACAUCAGUUGCACUAAUUAUUGGUUCUUAGUAUAUAAUUGUGAAGCAGUUAUGUACUAUACAAGAUACUUUAGUGUCUAAAAUAUUUCCACUUUUGGUCAGUGACGGAGUGGUGGCGAAUACAGUGAGUUUGGGGCACUACUGCCAUUGUAGUGGAGUGUAGGUGGCAGCAUAGCUGGUCUGACAACACUGCUAUAGUGAAGGAUGGGCAACACUAUAGUGAAGGAUGGGCAACACUAUAGUAAGGAUGGGCAACACUAUAGUGAAGGAUGGGCAACACUAUAGU
Messenger RNA from Cherax quadricarinatus, 8262 nucleotides. The record is from RefSeq and is a predicted model, not a curated record. Lineage: Eukaryota; Metazoa; Arthropoda; Malacostraca; Decapoda; Parastacidae.